Hydatigera taeniaeformis is the source of this 1242-nucleotide messenger RNA. NCBI's taxonomy places the organism in Eukaryota, Metazoa, Platyhelminthes, Cestoda, Cyclophyllidea, Taeniidae. The record is from the annotation of a GenBank genome assembly.
CUGAGCACAGAGGACACGGAUUGCUCCGUCGACAGGGAGUCCGGAACCCAAACAGCCGUGUAUUUGGAGACGGCACCGCUGUUGUGUCACGUCUACCGUCUGGUCUCAGGUGAUGAGGCGGAUCCCACCCACGAGACACUCGAGGUCUCAUCCGAGGUCAUCAGGGGAGGCACUCGGUGGGCUCUGCCCUCCUCGGCCUUUGAUGGACUUUGGGACUCUCUCGUCUAUGAUUCGAGUGUUAAGAGAGAUCUUCUCAAGUACUCCGAGUCCGCCCUCAUCUUUUCCGACUAUGAGGUAAGCCAGCACGUGAUUGCAUGGAACCGCGUCAUCUUUCUACACGGUCCUCCAGGAACCGGCAAAACGUCUUUAUGCCGUGCUCUAGCUCACAAGCUUUCCAUUCGCCUCUCCCAUCGCUUCACAUCGGCAGCGCUGAUUGAGAUCAAUACGGUUAACCUGAUGUCUAAGUGGUUCUCUGAGUCUGCUCGCCUCGUUUCCCAGAUGUUUUCGUCAAUUUUUGAGUAUGUCGAAGAUUCUAACCACCUAGUCUUUCUUCUCGUUGACGAGGUAGAGAGCUUAACCUCUGUACGAAAGUCUGUGGCCUCUGCCUGUGAACCCAGUGAUGCUCUCCGUGUUGUCAAUGCAGUUCUGACUCACUUGGAUCAGCUCAAACACUGUCCCAAUGUUCUCGUAAUGGCAACUUCUAAUGUCUCUGGUAUUGUGGAUCCCGCAUUUCUUGACAGAGCAGAUAUUCGUGCUUACAUCGGGCCUCCGUCAGCUGUGGCCAUAUACUCUAUAUAUGCCUCCUGUCUAAAUGAACUCAUUCGAGUUGGUCUCAUAGAACGGCAGAAGUCUGGUCUGCUGAACUACCGUGUACUGUCGGCAUUGCAAUUCGUUGAGAGUUCAGUGACUGCGCCAAGUCUGGCAGUGUGGCGUUUAGCCCAGCGUAGCGUUGGCCUCAAUGGACGGGCGCUGCGGAAGCUACCACUCUUGGCACACGCCUUCCAUAUGGACUCCAAGUACCGCCCUAUACAAGCCCCCCUCCAAGCCAAACAACGGGUUACCAAUAAUGAUGAUAGUGAGAACGUUUCUCCCCAGAGAACCUCAGCAUCGGGCUCUGAGAGGAAUUCUUCAUCCGCCGUUCCAUUUUUGGUUUUUGUUGAAGCUCUGCAACGCGCAGUGAACCGUCGCUUUUCUGAUCAGCAGCUCAUCACUGAAUACAUGGGCGAUUCGAAAUCGGUUUAG